AUGCCUCGGAUCAAGACUGUGCAUUCGAAGGUUACAAAGGCUCCACGUCGUCCUUUCGAGAAGGAGCGUCUUGACCAGGAGCUGAAACUCAUUGGAGAGUUUGGUUUGAAGAACAAGCGUGAAGUUUGGCGCGUAAAGUACACACUGGCAAAGGUGCGCAAGGCAGCUCGAGAGUUGCUCACAUUGGAAGAAAAGGAUCCCAAACGACUUUUCGAAGGAAACGCUCUUCUUCGCCGUCUUGUGCGUAUUGGAGUGCUUCCUGAGGACCGAAUGAAGCUCGAUUACAUCCUCGGUCUUCGCGUAGAAGAUUUUCUCGAGAGACGUUUACAAACGCAGGUUUUCAAUGUUCGCCGCCAAGUAGUUGACGUUCCUUCCUUCAUCGUCCGUCUUGACUCGCAGAAACACAUCGACUUCUCACUUAAAUCACCCUUCGGAGGCGGCCGCCCAGGACGUGUAAAGAGACGCAACAUGAAGAAAGCUGAAGGAGGUGAAGCGUCAGGAGAUGACGAGUAA
Cylicostephanus goldi is the source of this 513-nucleotide messenger RNA. The record is from the annotation of a GenBank genome assembly. NCBI's taxonomy places the organism in Eukaryota, Metazoa, Nematoda, Chromadorea, Rhabditida, Strongylidae.